AUGACGAUCCUCGCUUGGAACUGCCGUGGAUUGGGCCGUCCACGGACAGUUCAGGAUCUGGUUCGUUUGGUCCAUCUGCAUCAGCCUAAGAUCGUCUUCCUCUCUGAAACCUGUCAAAGGAAGAAUGUGACCGAGAACCUACGCUGGCGUCUUGGUCUAAAGAAUGCCAUCAAGGUCUGCAACGACACCAAGGACGGCGGACUUGCGCUGUUUUGGGACGACUCCGUCCAUGUCUCUCUGAACAAGCUUGGGAACUGUUUCAUCGAUGUCUUUGUAUCCCUUACCCAAAAUGAAAUAACAUGGCGAUGCACCUUUGUCUAUGGCGAGCCUCAGGCUCAUCUCCAUCACCUCAUGUGGGAGUUACUUCGUCGCCUUAAACCUAUGGGGCAGGCGCCCUGGUGCAUGAUAGGCGACUUCAACGAAACGAUGUGGCAACACGAGCAUCUCUCCAACGCCAAGAGAAACGAGAGACAGAUGCAGAACUUUCGCGAUAUCCUGUCCUUCUGCGAUCUCCAUGACCUGGGCUUCUCGGGCACAGACUGGACAUACGACAACAACCGACAGGGCCAUCGCAAUGUCCGGGUGAGACUCGAUCGGGCGGUGGCCUGCUCGGAGUGGCAAAACGUCUUCCCUACUGCUAAGGUCAGCCACAACGUUAGCACCUGCUCUAAUCACUCCCCUAUUCUCCUUUCCUGUGAUACCCCUCCUGCGGUGAUGUUCGCUAAUCGCAGCCGCAGGUACGAGCUGACUUGGGAAAGGGAAGGGGAUCUCGCGCUCCAGGUUGAGACCGCGUGGGGACCACCAAUCCAGUACGGCGACCUCGGUGAUAUCGGCCAGAAGCUGGGGAAAACCAUGGAACACCUUCAGAGCUGGGGGGAAGAAAUCCUGCGGCGCCAUCUCUAA
Molecule: messenger RNA, 903 nt
Organism: Brachypodium distachyon (stiff brome)
Lineage: Eukaryota; Viridiplantae; Streptophyta; Magnoliopsida; Poales; Poaceae
Exons: 1
Coding region: 1-903 (300 amino acids)
Molecular function (GO): catalytic activity
Source: RefSeq, a predicted model, not a curated record